This is a messenger RNA of Aureobasidium vineae, 618 nucleotides long. The record is from the annotation of a GenBank genome assembly. Lineage: Eukaryota; Fungi; Ascomycota; Dothideomycetes; Dothideales; Saccotheciaceae.
AUGUCUCCCAUUCGUGUCGGUCUUAUCGGUCUUUCCACUGGCUCCAAGAGCACCAGCUGGGCCAGCACAGCUCAUCUGCCAUACCUCCUCUCCGAACAGGGCAAGGCUCACUACGAGAUCAAGGCCUUGUGCAACUCGUCUGUUGACAGCGCAAAGAAGUCUAUUGAACACUACAAGCUUCCUGGAGACGUCAAGGCCUAUGGCUCUCCCGACGACCUGGCCAACGACAAGGACAUCGAUCUGGUUGUCUGCGUUGUUGGUGUCGAGGGACACUACAAGCUGUUGAAGCCUGCUGUCGAGGCUGGCAAGAACUGCUACACUGAGUUGCCUCUGGCAUCCAACAUAGACCAGAUCAGAGAAUUGGUCUCUUUGGCUGACAAGAAGGGCAUCAAGACCAUGUUCGGAUCUCAGGGCCAGGCUGCUCCUGUUGUCAAGGUCCUGCAANAGGUCAUUGCCGAUGGCAAGAUUGGCAAGGUCUUGAGCACUCAGCUCAGUGGUUGCACCAACAUUGCUGGAGGUGCGAAGAUCCCCGCCGGUUUCAAGUAUAUCAUCGAGAGAAAGGCUGGUGGUAACCAUGCCACUAUUUUCUUCCUCCAUAGUAAGUUCAAGUUGAGAUAA